Messenger RNA from Cercopithifilaria johnstoni, 330 nucleotides. The record is from the annotation of a GenBank genome assembly. NCBI's taxonomy places the organism in Eukaryota, Metazoa, Nematoda, Chromadorea, Rhabditida, Onchocercidae.
GUCAUACCGACGUUCCUGAGUUGGCUUCCCACUUGGGAUGAUCCAGACGAAGCACCACAUGUUUACGGGUAUUUUGCUGAUCUUAUUGAAAGUAACAAUCCCUUGGUUUUGGGCGAAAAUAAUUCCAAUCUCCCUCGCAUAUUAACUGUUAUUGUGCAAGCCUUUGAAAAAGGAGCAUUUGAUGACACUACCGACAAAGAUAAUGUCAAACAUCGCUUGAUCAACAUAUUGAAGUUCAUGCAGGCGGAUAAAAAUCUUUUUGAAGCGGUGGUUGGUGGCGCAAACUUGACCGAAUCUCAAAUAACGACACUACACCGGUUGCUAGCUUGA